GGGUGCUCGGAGGCAUUGCAAACCCGGGAAACAAAGUGUCCAGGGAGAUGCGGAGUUGGCCCAGAUUUCCCUUGCAGACGGGCUUGCGGAAACGCCUGUGAUGGGAACUUUGUGCAGAUCGUGUAAUUCUUCCUGCAGGAUGCACUAAGAGAAGAGGAUCCUUACUCACCAGGCAUGGAGAGCAGUUUAUCAGUUUCUAGCAUGCAGGACCCUUCCUCUUCACCCUUGGAGAAACAGCAGAGCUCAGCAAGCGGUAAUGGAGGUCUCGAUUCAGAAGAAGGUUCAAGCCUGGAGGAAAUUGGCUUUAACUGGGGAGAAUAUCUGGAAGAAACAGGUGCCAGUGCAGCUCCUCACACCUCCUUCAAACAUGUUGAAAUCAGCCUUCAGAGCAACUUCCAGCCGGGGAUGAAACUGGAAGUGGCCAAUAAGAACAACCCAGACACGUACUGGGUGGCCACCGUCAUCACCACCUGCGGGCAGCUGCUGCUCCUGCGCUACUGUGGUUAUGGCGAGGACCGCCGGGCCGACUUCUGGUGCGACGUGGUGAUAGCAGAUCUGCACCCCGUGGGGUGGUGCACACAGAACAACAAGGCCUUGAUGCCCCCGGAUGCAAUCAAAGAGAAGUACACAGACUGGACGGAGUUCCUCAUUCGUGAUUUGACUGGCUCCCGGACAGCACCUGCCAACCUUCUAGAAGGUCCUCUGCGAGGGAAAGGCCCUAUAGACCUCAUUACAGUUGAUUCCUUAAUAGAACUUCAGGAUUCUCAGAGCCCUUUUCAGUACUGGAUAGUUAGUGUGAUUGAAAAUGUUGGAGGAAGAUUACGCCUUCGCUAUGUGGGAUUGGAGGACACUGAAUCCUAUGACCAGUGGUUGUUUUACUUGGAUUACAGACUUCGACCAGUUGGUUGGUGUCAAGAGAAUAAAUACAGAAUGGAUCCACCUUCAGAAAUCUAUCCUUUGAAGAUGGCCUCUGAGUGGAAAUGUGCUCUGGAAAAAUCCCUCACUGAUGCCGCACAGUUUCCUCUUCCGAUGGAAGUAUUUAAGGAUCAUGCAGAUCUGCGAAGCCAUUUCUUCACAGUUGGGAUGAAGCUAGAAACAGUGAAUUUGAGCGAGCCCUUUCAUAUCUGUCCUGCAUCAGUGACCAAGGUUUUUAAUAAUCAUUUUUUUCAAGUGACUAUUGACGACCUCCGAGCAGAACCUAGUAAACUCUCGAUGCUGUGCCAUGCUGAUUCUUUGGGAAUUUUACCAGUCCAAUGGUGCCUUAAAAACGGAGUCAAUCUCACACCUCCCAAAGGUUACUCUGGCCAGGACUUCGACUGGGCAGAUUAUCACAAGCAGAAUGGGACAGAGGAAGCACCUCCCUUCUGCUUCAGAAACACGUCAUUCAGUCGGGGGUUCACCAAGAACAUGAAACUUGAAGCUGUCAACCCCAGGAACCCAGGAGAGCUCUGCGUGGCCUCUGUUGUCAGCGUGAAGGGGAGGCUGCUGUGGCUUCACCUGGAAGGUCUGCAGACUCCUGCUCCAGAGUUUAUUGUUGACGUGGAAUCCAUGGACAUCUUCCCAGUGGGCUGGUGUGAAGCGAACUCUUACCCUUUGACCACACCACACAAAACAGUCUCACAAAAGAAGAGAAAGAUUGCAGUUGUGCAACCAGAAAAACAAUUGCCAUCCACAGUGCCUGUUGAGAAAAUACCUCAUGACCUCUGUUUGUUGUCUCACCUGGAUACCACAGGUACUGUCAACGGGAAAUACUGCUGUCCUCAGCUUUUUAUCAACCACAGGUGUUUCUCAGGCCCUUACCUGAACAAAGGAAGAAUCGCAGAGCUACCUCAGUCGGUGGGACCCGGCAAAUGUGUGCUGGUUCUGAAAGAGGUUCUCAGCAUGAUAAUCAAUGCAGCUUACAAGCCCGGGAGGGUGUUGCGAGAACUACAGCUAGUGGAAGAUCCUCACUGGAAUUUUCAGGAGGAGACGCUGAAGGCAAAGUACAGAGGCAAGACGUACAGGGCCGUGGCCAAGAUCGUUCGGACAUCCGACCAAGUUGCAGACUUCUGCCGGCGGGUUUGCGCCAAGCUAGAAUGUUGCCCAAACUUGUUCAGUCCUGUGCUGGUUUCGGAAAACUGCCCAGAGAACUGCUCCAUCCAUACCAAAACCAAGUACACCUAUUAUUACGGAAAGAGAAAGAAGAUCAUUAAGCCCCCAAUCGGGGAAGCCAGCGCCGAGAGCGGGCACCCGAAGCCAGCCAGACGAAGGAAGCGGCGAAAAUCCAUCUUCGUGCAGAAGAAGCGGAGGUCUUCCGCCGUGGAUUUCGCCACGGGCUCGGGGGAGGAAAGCGAGGAAGAGGAUGCGGAUGCCAUGGACGAGGACACUGGCAGUGAGGAAACCAGCUCCGAGCUCCGUGAUGACCAGACGGACACCUCUUCGGCCGAGGUGCCCUCCGUGCGGCCCCGGAGGGCAGUCACCCUGAGGAGCAACUCGGAGCCGGAGCGCCGGCCGCCCAUGGAGAGGCCGCGGAGGGCCCGGCGGGUGCAGGCGGCCUCCCAUGCCGAGGAGGCGGACCAGGGCACGGCCACUGGCCACGACCCUGUGGAGGACGCAAAGCAAGAGGACGAGGAGAGACUCGUUCUGGAGAGCAACCCGUUGGAGUGGACGGUGACCGACGUGGUGAGGUUCAUCAAGCUGACCGACUGCGCCCCGUUGGCCAAGAUAUUUCAGGAGCAGGACAUUGAUGGCCAAGCGCUCCUGUUGCUGACUCUCCCCACGGUGCAGGAGUGCAUGGAGCUGAAGCUGGGGCCCGCCAUCAAGCUGUGCCAUCAGAUCGAGAGAGUGAAAGUGGCUUUCUAUGCCCAGUAUGCCAACUGACGCUGUCCUCUUGGGGGGCGAUCCAUGGUCUCGGUGACGCAGCGUCUCGGGAGGGUUAGGGAUCGCAGCUUCGUUUUGCUGGACUGUGAGAUGGUACAUGCACUAAGUAGCACCGAAAAGCGGGAAGCAGGGAGGGCCCUGCUCAUGCUCCUGCUCCUGCCUGUUUGCAAGCAUGCCACUCCUGCAUGGCCAUGUUUGCAAGCAUGCCCAGGACCACCCCAGUGGCUUCUGGACAGUGUUGGGCACCGUGGAAAAUGGAAGAGCCUCUUUGUACAUCCACGCCUCGCCUUGCUCCAUCUGGAAACCAGGCAGCUCCCCACUAAGGGCUCUCUUCGACCACAGCCCCCUUUGCUUUGAAAACUAAGGCACACAGGCCUUUUGUCCAUGUGCCCAUGGAGGCCCCCCGGCUGGUCAUUCUGCUGUGGUUGUUACAAACACUUCUUCAGUAACGAUGCACAUGUGGCUACGGCCGCGUGGGUGUCACUGCAAUUUGAUCUUGGGGGCGACUUAGUUCCCCAAUGCACUUGUUCCAGGUUGAGGUUAUGAAAGGAUGGGCUACACCUGCGUCACCUGUCAGAGGUGCCUUUUAGGAAGCAGGGGGCACGAAGGCAGGCAGCAUGUCAUCACAGAGAGACCGUUCUUCCUGAGGGAUGGACCCCCAGAGCCUGUAGAGGGUUCCGUUUGCAAUCUCUUAGAGAACUUCACACACUGCUAACUUUCUCAUUUAAUUGUGACCAGAUCAGGGAGUCAUUCCUUUAGUCUGUUGGGAAAUACUGAGCUGUGUAUCGAAAGAAAAGCUUAAUUUCAGAGAGGAGUGGGAAAGGCAUCAGGAAGCUUUUAAUAAACCAGCUGCAUCCCCUUGGAGGACCCUGCAAUGAGUCUCUUGAUGAGGCUGGCUUUGAGUGCGCUCCAUCAGCCCGGCCCUGGGAUGGCUAUGGAGGAGGCGGGCACUCCUGGUGGGAAGCACGUCAGCAACCUGGGCCGGCCCUGCUCUCCCGCUGGCCCGGCUGAUGCCAACCGUGACCCUGGAUGGCGGGAUCACUCUGGAUGUCCCUGUCCACCUCCUGCUCCUGCUAAAGGCGAGUUCUGAUCUGCCCGGAUGAGACACAAGAGGUGAAGAAGACUCGUGUCACCACUGUGUUUACACUCUCCUGUAGCCCACUCUGGUUUGGAGGUUCCUGAUGACAUUUAUCAGGCAGUUCUCAUUACGUCGGUUGUGUCACCUGUGGAGAGAUCUGAGGCUCUGAGAAUUGGCUGGGAUUUUGUUUUGUUUUGUUUUUGUACCAGUCACUUCAUCUGCGUUUGCGUGUGAGGGACCCAAUGCGCUCAGUGAAACCCGAAUGGAUGGCUCCCCUCUGUUGUGGUCAGUGGCCCAAAUGCUUUUGGAAAUGGGCGCAAGGAAAGCAGACCUUUGGAUUGUCCCUCAGGGGACACGGAAGGGGAGCCUGCCCUACUGCUACGUUUGUACUGUAAUUAUCUUGAUCUCUCUUCCUUGAUUAGAGUCUCAGCAGCUGCAGUGACAUCGUGUGGUAGGCUUAUUAGCUAUCACAUUUCUGCUGUAUUUUUACGGCAUGAUUAUCUGUCAGAUUUUGCAAAGUUAGGUUAUUAAUGUUGACCUUUACUCACACUGUGUUGCUGUUACAGACGCAAACAGGAAGCCUAUUUUGGAGGUAACUUUUUACUCCGCCCCCACACCUGGCUGAUUUCUACCAUGUUUUAAAUGUUUGGCAAGUGGGUUUGCCUGGGGACCAGCGACGGAAGGACCAGUGUCCUACACUGGCACUGGCAGUGUGGCCAGGUUGGGAGCAUCCGUGCUGACUGGCCCUUGGCUUGCGGUUGGGCUUCCGGCUCCUAGGCUGAAGCAUCGGUCUCCUCCUGGGUUCCUGCCCCUGCCUCCUCAGCCACAUGCUUUUGGCCUUAAACGCUCAGCCUGGUGGAGUCUGUCGGAAAGAGCACCCAUUUUGAGAUCUUUGGCUUCAUCCCUGCACUGACUCACUUAGGAUCCUUCACCGUGGCCUUUCUGAGCUGAGCUAUUCCUGUUGUAUCUGGAACAAGAGCAGAGGGUUGUGGUGGCUGCAACGUGGCACUGUAUUCACAGGAUGCGUGUCCCCUUCUUGUGCCCUUUCUGGUAGAGGUACAGAGGAGGAGGUGCUACAUCGCGGAGGCAUAUGUUGCAGGCAUCUCUGGAGCCCCCCGGCCCCCUAGAGGAUCUGGAAGGAUCUCCCACUGGCAGGCUGGGCGAGAUGCGGCCACCGUUGCUGGCGAAGCUUCCUGCCUCCCAAAGGGCUGCGCACCCAAGACGCCCCAACUUCAGUCUCUUUCUGGGUGGCAAUCGGUCUCUUCACCCCCUUCCACUUUCUCGUGAGGGAGGAAGACGUAGCUGGAGCCAGAGGCCGAGGGCCCAGCUCUGGGGUCUCCCCCAUGAAGGCUGUGUGUGCCACCUCCUGGCCCUCUGAGAGCCAAGAAACCCUUCCAGGACCCAGAAGAUGCUUUUGCUGUCAGUGUCACCAGCAUCCUCCUGAACUUGGACCCUCUGCGGACUUGCACUGGUGGGUGCACUUCACGUGGGUAGCAACCUGGCUAUGGAAUGGGAAGGUGGCGUCUGUUUCUCUGUAGGAUUCACCCCCCACCAGCUUCUGUCUCAUAAAUAGGGCCGAUUUCCAAGGAACCUUUACCUCGUGGUUACUGUGUCUCUUAUGGCAGGAAAUGCUGAUUCUACACGCCCCACCCUGGGUACCACCACAGCCCCAGGCCAGACAUGUGUCGGCUGGAACACCGACAAGUGAUGCCCACCUCCUCCAUCCCCAGAUGCCACAACCUCCACUCUGUCUCUGUGAUGAUACUUUGGGACCAAAGUCCUGUGCUCUGAUUACCUGGGUCCUCGAUGCACCCUGCCACGCGUUACCUCCUGGAGCUGGAUGAGAAGCGUGUAUCAGCUCUCCCAGCCAAGUAGACACUUCGCCGUCUGUACAGUGUGAGGCAGAAAUACCACCUUGCCUUUAAUGGUGGGAGUCAUCACGCAAUCCCAUCCCAAAACUGCGGGAGCUUGUCCAGCUCCUGCCUUCUUGACCGCAUCUGUACUGUAUUGGGAAAGUAUCCCAUCCACAAGAGGAUAAACCUAAAAAAAAAAAAAAAAAAAAAAAAAAACCUAAAAGGAACAGGGUACGGCUGGCAUUGCAAACGAACUUCUUUGCUUUUCAAAAACAAACCAAAAAAGAAAAAUGGAAACCAGUUCCCUUCCAGUUGCAUAGUACAGAGAACUCACCCAUCACUUUUAAAAUUUGGUCCAUUUGAUCAAAGGUCAACUCACACACACACAGUGUUUGGGCUGCACGGCCAUUAGGUUGCUUUACCUUAUUUGAUCGUAUCUGAAAGAGUUAUUUCCUGUGUUUGCUUUGAUUGGCUCCUCAAUAAAUUUAAAUAACUCAGACCUUUGACACUGACCCCCCACCCACCCGGCUGUCAUCUCUGGGAGGCUGAUUUGGGUCGGUGUUUGAAGCUCAGUCAGAGUGUCCUAACUUGUCUCUCAGAAAUUCUGAGUGUUGCAGCGGGCAAGUUCUGAGAUUUGCCUUUUAUCUUAGACCAGACACCUUCCUAAGAGCCGCCCUCCUUUCAUUUUGCAAGCACUGGGGGUUUUCAUACUUUCUUGCGUAGAACACCCGUUUCUGUUUAUUUCUGUACAUAGAUCUAUAAAAGCCGUAGCGUUAAAAUCUUUGUUGUGGUUUGAGUAACAUUGUUGCCUUUUCGGUUGAGAUGGUGAACCUAGGAUCCAAGUACUCUGUUCUGUCCUUAGAAAGCUGUGAUCGAGUGUGCAAUUGUUUUUGAAGGGAACAAUAGUAAAUUAAAGUCCCUGUAGUCUUUAAGGAAGAAAUUGUGGAAGAGAUAGACAGACUGCCCGUGUCUCUUGGUGCAAUAACUAAUAGCAAGGAAAAGUUCUAUUUGCAACUAUGACGAACUAGUGAUCCUCUUAUUCAUUUACCGUUCUUUUCUGUUCAAGAGUUUUCCGGAAAUUGCUUUUGUCCCUUUAACUCGGUUAAGUAUUUCAGUUGGUUCUUCUAGCUUUUAUCACUAGAGUUGGUUGACAAGUAGCCAAAAACAUGGAUGUGAUAAAACCAAAUUGUGCUGGUUUUGAUCCACUUAAUCUAAAAAUUGUACUUGCUGACACGGUGGCUGCUUCGGGUGUGGGUCAGAAGCGCCUCUAGUUCCAGCGAUGAGUACUAACCCAGACGGUUCCCUGAGCGGCGGUCUUGCCAUCGUCCUGGCUGGUUUUCAAUGGCAAGGAUUCCGUACCAGCAAGCACACAGGUCCGGUCAUGCAGCCAUGCCACGGCACGGCUUCAGGUGGGCCUGACGCAUACCCCGAAGGGAAGGCAAAGUUCUGGGACCAGCAUUUGCUGAAAACCAGCUUAAGAUGGGAAAUUGGAGAAAAAAAUUUUUUUUAAUGACAGAAGAAAAAAAUCAUCUCAUUCGUUGUUCACAAUGGGAGCAAGCAUGAUAUCCAGAAGCAUCAACUGUCCCUAGUCGUGAAUGUCAGAAGCCCUUUUCCCGUUUUUUGCAUUCCAGUUUGAGUAGUUGGUAUUGAAAUUUGAUUCCUAUCUUGUGUACGGUUCGGUGUGUAAAAGGAAAAAUCCAUGUUUUUACUUUUGGGAUGUGCAGGACAAACGGGCAUGUUGUUGGUUUGUUGUAAGAUUGUAUUCUGUAUAUAUGUUUCCAUGUAAAUAAAUGAAAAUCUAUAUCAGAGUUAUAUUUUAAUUUUUAUUCUAAAUGAAAAGAAACCCUUUUUACUUGAAAAAAAGUUGUAAGCCACAUUGUUAAUAAA
Molecule: messenger RNA, 7677 nt
Organism: Nyctereutes procyonoides (raccoon dog)
Lineage: Eukaryota; Metazoa; Chordata; Mammalia; Carnivora; Canidae
Gene: SFMBT2
Product: Scm like with four mbt domains 2
Exons: 21
Coding region: 175-2859 (894 amino acids)
Biological process (GO): regulation of DNA-templated transcription
Cellular component (GO): nucleus
Molecular function (GO): histone binding; transcription corepressor activity
Source: RefSeq, a predicted model, not a curated record